Entrophospora candida is the source of this 144-nucleotide messenger RNA. The record is from the annotation of a GenBank genome assembly. Lineage: Eukaryota; Fungi; Glomeromycota; Glomeromycetes; Entrophosporales; Entrophosporaceae.
AUGUUAGUCACAACUUUUGAUGGUGGUCACAAUAACCUUUGUGAUUGUAAUAACCUUUGUGUUCAUAAUAAUCUUUGUGUUCGUAAUAACCUUUGUGUUCGUAAUAACCUUCAUGAUCGUUUUGUUUUCUUCUUUGAAUUGUAA